UCCCGUAGAUGCUGUGUUCUUUUGGAGCUGGAGGCUUGCCAUGGCUACCUCCUACCCCGAGACUGAAGAAGAGGGUGGACUCCAGGAGAAGAAGGAGGAGGAGAAAGAGCAAGAGAAGGCAGAAAUGGGGGGGUACACAGGAGAGAAGUCUCCAAAGUCUCCUGCGACCAGGACUCCAUUGUCUUGGAGAGGAAAGGCCAGGAGUGAAGGCCCGGUGGAGGUCAAGUUAGAGCUGCACCCCCUGCAAAACAGGUGGGCUCUGUGGUUCUUCAAGAAUGACCGCAGCCGGGCUUGGCAUGACAACUUGCAGCUGGUCACCAAGUUUGACACUGUGGAGGACUUCUGGGCGAUAUAUAGUCACAUCAAGCUAGCUAGUAAGCUCUCUCCUGGCUGUGACUACGCCCUGUUCAAGGAUGGCAUCGAGCCCAUGUGGGAAGACAGCAGGAAUAAGCGAGGUGGUCGCUGGCUGAUCAGUCUUGCCAAACAGCAGCGCCACAGCGAGUUGGACCGUCUGUGGCUGGAGACAUUGCUGUGUCUGAUUGGGGAGAGCUUCGAGGAACACAGCAGGGAGGUAUGUGGAGCUGUCCUCAACAUUCGUGCCAAGGGGGACAAGAUCGCUGUGUGGACCAGGGAGGCAGAGGACCAGGCCAGCGUGAUGCACAUUGGGCGGGUAUACAAAGAGUACCUUGGCCUCUCUGUGAAGACCAUCAUUGGGUACCAGGCUCACAUUGACACGGCCACCAAGAGCAACUCUUUAGCCAAGAAUAAGUUUGUGGUGUGAGGGGCCCUCGGCACCACUCUUAAUGAGGGGGCCAGACAUCCCUGAGCUUCUUACCACUGUGGGGUGUUGGGGAAAGGUGGGGCUAUACAGCUGCUCCUGGGCAGGACUGGAGGGCAGAUCACCCGGUUUUACCUGUCCUGAAGUGCACAUGAACACUUUUUGUUUGUUUGGGUUGAAGGGAUACUCCUGUGUCAGCCUGCUAAACAGCUUGGACCACAGGGACUUGCCACUUUGACUGGCGUCCUAUGAAUAGUCCUUAACGUGAGUUGGGCCCAGGCCUAGAGGCAGGGUGGUGGUGGAGACAGCAGUCUGAGCUCCUAGCUUUGCCUGGGGGCCACAGGGCCAUGGCCAGGUGGAGGAAACUCUUGGAUUUGCUCAUCUUACCCGGAGACUGGAACAGCCUUUGUCCUCUCUUCUGUGGACAGGACUGCCGGUUGGGGCCAGUGGUACCUGUGCCUGGCCUGAGUCAGGGCUGGACUGAAGGAGAGGUGGGUAGAUCAGCCCCACCCCAAGGACAGGAGCUAGGUGAUAGCUGAGGCCUCACCCUGGUUUUGUUAGAGGUGGAUUCACUUGAAGAUGAUGAACCUUAAGGCCCUUUCUGUACCUGUUCUAA
Messenger RNA from Chinchilla lanigera (long-tailed chinchilla), 1394 nucleotides. It is a transcript of the gene Eif4e1b, whose product is annotated as eukaryotic translation initiation factor 4E family member 1B. Lineage: Eukaryota; Metazoa; Chordata; Mammalia; Rodentia; Chinchillidae. Gene Ontology annotation, biological process: translational initiation. Gene Ontology annotation, cellular component: cytoplasm; eukaryotic translation initiation factor 4F complex. Gene Ontology annotation, molecular function: RNA 7-methylguanosine cap binding; translation initiation factor activity. The record is from RefSeq and is a predicted model, not a curated record. Bases 41 to 781 code for a protein of 246 amino acids. The transcript is spliced from 7 exons.